This is a messenger RNA of Loxodonta africana (African savanna elephant), 10396 nucleotides long. It is a transcript of the gene TBL1XR1, whose product is annotated as TBL1X/Y related 1. The record is from RefSeq and is a predicted model, not a curated record. NCBI's taxonomy places the organism in Eukaryota, Metazoa, Chordata, Mammalia, Proboscidea, Elephantidae. Gene Ontology annotation, molecular function: transcription corepressor activity; protein binding. The coding region runs from base 505 to 2049 and encodes 514 amino acids. Gene Ontology annotation, biological process: regulation of transcription by RNA polymerase II. Gene Ontology annotation, cellular component: histone deacetylase complex. The transcript is spliced from 18 exons.
GCCCAUCCCCCGCCCUGCGCUCGCCGGGGUUAUCAUUGCCUCUCACCCCCCGGAGGGGUUAUUUUGGGGGUGGUUGGAGGCGGCGGCGGCGGCGGCGAGGAGGGGAAUUUCCUUGUGCCUCCGUUCCCGGGAGGGGGGAGCGGCGUUGGAGGCCACCGUGUCCAGGAUAUAUUUCAAGGAGUGAGAUUGCUGGAUUGCGUGGUACUUCUAUUUCUCGCCUUUUAAGGAAAUGCCAAAUUGACUUCCAAAGUAAAUUCAGCAGCAGCGGCGGCGGCUUGUGAUUGGCGGUACCGGAUAUUCAGUUGUACAUCCCACAUCAAUGCACUGCCAAUGUGAGCCGUUCAAGAGGCAGCAGGCACCCCGAGCGGUGACAGUGGGUGACAGUGACGCUGCCAGCUUCCUUCCCUGGGAACUACACUCAGCAUCUCAGCAUCCAGCCGCCAUAACUUUGAACUGUCUGGUUAUAUCCUGUGUUGUGACCUCAUGGUUUAAGUGGGAAUAAAGAUGAGUAUAAGCAGUGAUGAGGUCAACUUCUUGGUAUAUAGAUACUUGCAAGAGUCAGGAUUUUCUCAUUCUGCGUUUACCUUUGGCAUAGAAAGCCAUAUCAGUCAGUCUAAUAUAAAUGGUGCCCUCGUUCCACCUGCUGCAUUGAUUUCUAUCAUCCAGAAAGGUCUACAGUAUGUAGAAGCAGAAGUUAGUAUUAAUGAGGAUGGUACCUUGUUUGAUGGUCGACCAAUAGAGUCCCUGUCACUGAUAGAUGCCGUGAUGCCUGAUGUAGUACAAACGAGACAACAAGCUUAUAGAGAUAAGCUUGCACAGCAGCAGGCCGCAGCUGCCGCAGCUGCCGCAGCUGCCACCAACCAACAAGGAUCAACAAAAAAUGGAGAAAACACAGCAAAUGGGGAGGAGAACGGAGCACAUACCAUAGCAAACAACCAUACUGACAUGAUGGAAGUCGAUGGAGACGUCGAAAUCCCCCCCAAUAAGGCAGUGGUGUUACGGGGCCAUGAAUCUGAAGUUUUCAUCUGUGCCUGGAACCCCGUUAGUGAUCUCCUGGCAUCGGGGUCUGGAGACUCAACUGCAAGAAUAUGGAAUCUUAGUGAAAAUAGCACGAGUGGCUCCACACAAUUAGUACUUAGACAUUGUAUACGAGAAGGAGGGCAGGAUGUCCCAAGCAACAAGGAUGUAACAUCUCUAGACUGGAAUAGUGAAGGUACACUUCUAGCAACUGGUUCAUAUGAUGGAUUUGCCAGAAUAUGGACUAAAGAUGGUAACCUCGCCAGCACCUUGGGGCAGCAUAAAGGCCCUAUAUUUGCAUUAAAAUGGAAUAAGAAAGGAAAUUUCAUCCUGAGUGCUGGAGUAGACAAGACGACAAUUAUUUGGGACGCACAUACUGGUGAAGCCAAGCAACAGUUUCCUUUCCAUUCAGCACCAGCGUUGGAUGUUGACUGGCAGAGCAACAACACCUUUGCUUCCUGUAGUACAGAUAUGUGCAUUCAUGUCUGUAAAUUAGGACAAGACAGACCUAUUAAAACAUUCCAGGGACACACGAAUGAAGUAAAUGCUAUCAAAUGGGACCCAACUGGCAAUCUCCUGGCCUCGUGUUCUGAUGACAUGACUUUAAAGAUAUGGAGUAUGAAACAAGACAAUUGUGUCCAUGAUUUGCAAGCACAUAAUAAAGAAAUUUAUACUAUCAAAUGGAGUCCAACAGGACCAGGGACAAGUAAUCCAAAUGCCAACCUUAUGUUAGCAAGUGCAUCCUUCGAUUCUACUGUUAGGUUAUGGGAUGUAGACCGAGGGAUUUGCAUUCACACUUUGACAAAACACCAAGAGCCUGUAUACAGUGUAGCCUUCAGUCCUGAUGGCAGGUAUCUGGCAAGUGGUUCUUUUGACAAAUGUGUGCACAUCUGGAACACACAGACAGGUGCUCUAGUUCACAGCUAUAGGGGAACAGGUGGAAUUUUUGAAGUUUGCUGGAAUGCAGCAGGAGACAAAGUUGGAGCCAGUGCAUCAGAUGGUUCAGUUUGUGUAUUAGACCUUCGGAAAUAGCGCUACUAGUUGGAAGCCAUGGACCGACUAUGAAUGUGUACAUAGCCAAAAUGACUGUCCUUGACCCAUGUACUGCUAUAGUCCCACUUGAACCAUGGCCAGUCCACUACAGCCAAAUCUAAAAGAAAUAUAUACAUACAGUGUAUAUAAACAAAAUUGCACCCUGAAGACGACAGAGUUUUGUCACAGCUUGUGAAUUCUGUUCACCAAGUGCUGGAAUCUAAUCUGCUGUGCCCCCAAAAUAGCAUUUAGAAGUUUUGGAUAUGAAAAACAGAAGAAAAAAGAGAAAUAUACAUUAUAAAAGCAGAUCUUACAUAUACCAGUUUUUGGAUACUAAUGACAGCCUUGUUUAUCUCUCUUGACUCAGCAGACACCAUGGAUUAUAUUCUUUUUUUUUUCCCUUCAGUAAGCCGUUUGUAUGUACAGAGAAAAUGGACUUACAAAAACUUACAGCAGUAGUUUGUUCUUGCUUUUAAACUUUGUUUUUGGUUUAGUUAAUGGAUGCAUGAAGUAAGGGAGUGAAUCAGUUUCUUGUUUAUAUUUUUUUUUCACCUUUUAAACAAAAAAAAAUUCUUAAAAAUAUUUUAAUGCAUUCUUUUGAAGAGGUAGAUGUUUGGUACAUUUUAUGGCUCCCAGAGCAUAUAUUCAAUUGGUGCAUGUUGUGGGAAGGGGGAGUUGGAAAUGAAAUAGAAAUAUAUGGCUUUGGUCAUGUCGGUCUCUGAGACACAGCAGUAAAAGGGUGUUAUGCUCUGGUUUUUUUGGUGAUGUGGCUGAAAUGCAAUAGUUGCUUUUUUGGGACAUACUUCUGCCAAUUCAAGACUAGAAGGGCACAAAAAAAAAUUUUUUUUUUAAAUACCAUAUUGAAGAUGCAUAAAAAAAAAAAUUCUCCUGAUGUUUUGUAGCCAUAGCUAAAAUAUGGUUAAAACGUGCACUAUUGUGAAAAGGAGCAAAGUAGAUCUGGGUUUUUUUUUUUGUUUGUUGUUUUUUUGUUUUGCUUUGUUUUUUAAGAGAUUAAAAUGUUUCUGGAUAAGGAAUAGCUUCUCAAAGUGUCCAUCAUUAUGUGUAGAAGCUUAAUAUAUAAUGUAACCAAACUCCAGUAUUAAAAAUCUCUCAUGUUAUUUUUCUUUAUUCAAAGCAAGAUAACGGCAUAUAACACUGCCAUUACAUGGCAAAAUGUUUGCUACCUUAGUUUAAAAAACAAUCUUUAAAACAAAAGACUUGCUUCAAGGUGUUUUGAAAUAGCAAUGAUUCAGAAUUUAAAUUAAAAAAAAAAACAAAAACAUAAUUGCACUAACCUCCCUGCUGCUCUGAUUCUGCGUUUGUGGUACUUGUGACUACAUGUUUUCAAAUAGGUAGGUUUAAGCUGCUAUUUUUUUUUUUCCAUUCAUCACUACUAUAUCAUGUCUUUUAAUCUCUUUAUAAUAUCAAGUAUUUUCCUAAGAAUAGUUAUCAUCAAUCCUCCUCUUGCGCUCAUGCAGCUAAAAGCUAAGAUAAACAAAUGACAGCAUGAAGCCAUGUUUAUAUGUGUGAUUAACACAGUUCCAUGAUUAACAAGAAUCCAGGAGUGUUCCAUUUUGGAGAAAAUUGUUGUCACAUUUAUGUGUCAAAGAUUUUAAUUAAGGAAUCGCUUUUUUUUUAUUAUUCAGCUUAGCAAAUUUAUAACACUAUUUCUGUCACUAAUUAUUCUGAGUCCUUUACUACUAAAAUUUUAACCCAUGUUUUAAGUUUAAAUAGAAACUGAUGUACUCCAAGGAAUGCAGCUUCGAUUUCCAGUGUUUGUUGUUUUUGCUAUUUUUACAAAACAGCCUUGGUUGAAGCAAGUCUUCGUUUUUCUAAGGUAGGGUAGCAUUUGCUAUUGGUAAAGAGAAUAAAUACACUUAAUUUCACAGUACAUUGUUAAAUGUACCCCAGUUGUUGUCAGUGGGGACUAUAAUACUGUAAUAAUAUUUUUUAAAAUUUACAUCUGGAAAGGCAGUCAUUCAUGAUGGUUUUGUGCCAGCUGUUUUUAGGGUUUUGGAACAUAUUAUAGAUAUUUAGAACUAUUACCCUGUGACUUAUGUAGGAAACCUAAUAUGCUGAGUAUCUGGCACUUGAAAUCUUGCUUUUAUUGCUGGAGGUCCACAUCUGUGCUUGACCUCUGUUGUUGUUUAAAAAAAAUAAAUAAAAAUAAAAAAAUCUGUGCAAUAAUUUUUAAAUGUGCUCCCAGGAAUAGACACAAAUGUUUUGAGUAUGUUUAAGCUGCAUUUUCCUUUAGCGAUGCAUUUGUCAAUUGCACUGAAGUUAAAUCUGAAAGUCAGAGGUGAUUAUUGAUAGUACUUUUGUAUUUUGAUAUGGACAGUUUAUUCAUUUGCAUAACAGUUAGUGAUUUGCUUUCUCCCAGCCAAGUAAAAGACAGUCAAGAAAUUCUGCAGCAUAGCUGCCAAAAUAGACAGCUACGUUUUUAUGGUAUUGUCAUCUUUUCUGUUUUUGUUUUUCUUUUUAAUCUUUAGCGAUGUUACUUAAGCAUAAUAGCCACAAUAGGACAUAUAAAAGAUUAUAAAUACAGAGCUUUAAUAUCCUGAAGUCUUGGGUCUUUUUAAGUGUAAACUUACCUGAAAGGUAUCCAUUAUGUAGGCUUGGGUUCUGUAUGCGCACACAGUUAUUUAUUUAUUUUUGCUGCUGUUCUCAACAUCAUCAUUGCCUGCUGAUGUGCCACGAUGCUGCUCCAAUGGACAAAAACAAGACUGUCUCUAAUUUGGGCAGUAACGUAUGAUUGCAAGAGACGGAGUUUCACAGCCUGUAAAGUUCUAUAUUUGAGGUUCUAGCUCGAUUUCCCUUCUUUUUUUUUUUUUUUUCCUGAGAACUUAUCCCUGAAAAUCAUUUGAAUCCAGUAGUUUGUUUUUCCCCCCCCAUGGUAUUCAUUGUAUAUCAUUGUUGUAUAAGCUACUGUAAGAAAGGAAUCUUAUCAUAGUAAUUAUGAUAUCAUAGUUAUUAGGAUGAUUACUCAUCAUAAGUAAGAAAACUUGAAUGAAUACUAAUUGAUUAAAAUAGACAAAAGAAAGAGCAGCUGUCACUCUUACACAUCCUAAAGGAAUAUCUUUGUUCUUAUCCAUGUCGGUAAUUCCAUAAAUUCUUCAUAAUUUGUUCCAAUUCCCAUUUCCUAUUGUUGAUCAGCUACCAUCACUGACUUUCAAAUGACUUUUAAAAGUGGGAACUUUUCAUUUCCUAAUGGGUCUUAGAGUGUAUCUAAUUGUGUUUAAUUAUACUCUAGGUAUGUUUUAGGAUUAAACACCUUAUACAGAUACUGAAAGUGCCUCCUUUUGUGGUGUAAAAAACAAAUUAUGGUGCAAAAAGUAAUCACUAGAUGGAAUUACAUGAAGGUUUUUUGCUUUUUGACAUGUAAAAAUGUCGAGAGAAAGGCCAAAGAUUUGUACUUUUUCACAUAACUUAUAAAGCACUCCUUUUUUUCUUAAACUUCUUUCUGUCAAAUUAGAUUUAAUGAGAGAGUACUAUUUUUAAGGAGCUGUUUAUGUAGAAUGAUUUUAAGAGUAAUGUAAAUUAUUGAGUAGAGGCCUGAGGAGGAGUAUGCGUUGUUUUUUUUUCUUUUUUGCUCUUAAAAGCAAAAUGACCAUCCUUAUGUGAACAAAAAUGACAAGUUUUACUAGAAAAGCAGAAAAAUCAAUUUCAAAUGCAAUGCUAUUUACUCAUUUUACAGUGAUUUUCAUUUUCUUAAGCACACAGUACAUUUCUACAGAACCUGUGUUUCUUCUUGCAUGCUAAGGAUGGUGCUUGCAUAUGGUGAAUUACUGUUGACAGUUUCUGCAGAAAUCCUAUUUUCAGUGGACCAACAUUGUGGCAUGGCAGCAAAUGCCAACAUUUUGGGGAACAGCAGCAAAUCUACAAGAGACCCUAGUUUUUGAUGAUUCCCCCCACCCCCAUCCUGAAUCAGCAGGGAUGGAAGGAGAGUAGGGAAGUUAUGAAUUACUCCUUCCCAUAGUAGCUCUGAAGUUUCACAUUCAAUAUCAAAUGUUUUUAACAUGAUUCUAGUUAAAUGUAGACAAGAGAAGAGAAAGAGAAAGUGUUCACUUUUUUAAUACACUGAUUUAGAAAUUUGAUGUCUUAUACUAGUAGUUCUGAGGUAUUAAUAGCAUUCUUUAUUUCUGCCUUUAUGUUGACAGUGUUGAAGCAGGGUGAUUAACUAGGGCGGUUUUUUUUUUGUUUUUUUUUUUUCCUAGUAAGCUGUUUCAUGAUGUUUUCUUUGGAAUUUCUGGAUAAGUUCAGGAAAACGUUCUGCAUGUUGUAUUGAGUCUGAUGUACUUAUCCAUCUCAUUAAAGGCAACAGCAUACAGACUGCAUUUUGUAGUUCUGUAAUCCCUGAAUACAGAAGUAAUUUUCUUCUUUCCUGACUUUGACAUUGUAGCUCUAAUGUUUUCAUUUUGAUUUUUACAAAAUCCUUUGGGUCUAAUUCUGUGAGCCUACCUAUAGCACUGGAUUAAAAUGUCUGCAUCAUUUCUUUAGUUAUCCAGUUAACUUUAAAACUGUUGUAAAAGUGUAAACCAGCCCAUGACAGUUUUUUGUACAUGUUAAAGAACUUUUAUUGUUCAGUUUUCAUGAUUAUUGUGUAAGGAAGACUGAUAUAGUUGUUCUAUGCUGUCCUGGACCAUGUUAAUUACACUUAACAAUGUUUUUGGUUCGACAUCACAAUGAUUUGUCCCCAAUGACCCUUUUAUCCUUUAUAGGCACAUUUUUUGUUGUUGUUAUCGUUGCAGUUUCCCUUUGCAUUGUAUUGCUUUGACAACUGUAAUUUGAAUCAGAUCUGAAAGAGGUCCAGAAUAAAAUAUAUUUUGAUAUUAUGUUGGCUGUGUAUAUAUAUAAAACUUUUGAUAUCUAUGUAGUUUGUAUAGACUAUAUACUGGUCAAGUAAAGAGAGAGGGUUGCUAUUUCUUGUUUACAACUUCCUGUUUACAUUUUAAUUGCUUUCUAUUCCUCCAAUGAUCUGUUUUAGAAUAAAUUUUUUGCUCUGAUUUAGCCUUACAACAUAAAAACAUUUCUGUUCUCGCCCAUACUGGGGUUGACAGUGAUAAAACUGCCAUCAGAACCCAGAUGACUGUUUUUCAUAAACUUACUGUUCUCUAAGAUACAUACUUUAAAGUAAGCCCACAGAUUAAAUUAUGAAUUUUACUAUUUUAUUACUUCUUGCAGAAGAUAAGAUUUUUUUAAGUAACGGGAUUAGUUACUAUUUUUAUUAAAGAAUAAUAAUAGAGCAUCUAAUCAAUUAAAGAAUAGCAAUUCUUAAUUAUUUUAAAAAAUCAGUAUUGUAUUUAAAGGGCAUUAUUUCACACAAACUAAAAGAAAGCUCAGAUCCACCUGUUUGCUUACCAUGUAGUUGAGCACAAAACAGUACGUACGCGUUGUUGAAAAUUUUUAGGUCAGGAGGGUCAGCUUCCUUAAUGGUAUUUUUUUCUUUGCAUAAACCAAUUAUAACUUAAUCACUUUCUCUCAGCCAGUUGCCUGUGUUCCUAACAAAGCUUAUGUAAUCUAAUGAGAAAAAAUACUAGGCAUCUUUCAUCUUUAAUUAAUUCCAACUCCGGUAACUGUUAAGAGAUUUUUUUCCAACACUAUUAAGCAUACUUUUGGUUUAUGUUUUUUUAAAAACUUGUAUUCUCUAGGUCUUUCACUUUUCCCUUCCACUUUCUUAACAAAAACUAAUACAGGCCUAGCCUUAUAAUGUCUUAUUGGAUGAUAAGCUGGGGCAAUUGCUAGAACUUUCUAACAACAUUUCAUUUUCAAAGGGUUAACUUUUAUUGCAUGGCAUAGAUUGUUAGUUUUCUACAUUUUACACUUCUUCAAAAGGUAUUUAAAGAUUAAUAAGAUUUAAAAUUCAUCUAAGUCUACGGUAAAACAUUCAUUUGAGCAAGCACAGAAAGGAUUUCCAGUUUCUUAGCUGUUACACUUUACAUAGAUGAGAUUGCUUGCCUAUUAUAAUACAUAGCAGAUCAGAUUAAAGAUUACUCUUGUCCCAGUAUAAAACCCAUUAUAGUCAUCUGCAAGAUACAGUGUAGGAAAAGACGCUAUGGACAGUAGUUUUACGGUGCUUUUCUCUGCUGAAGCUCUCUGUCAGGAACGAAAUGUUAACCCUCUGCUUUUUCUGCAUGAUUCUUUUCAAAUGUCAUAUCUCAAUGCUUAUUUGUCCUAACUUGUAAUAUUUUUGUAUUAAAUUUUUUAGGAGUUCCUUGUAAUUUCUUUAUAAUUUAAAAUAUAUUAAACACGAAGUGUUUAGUAAAGUACAAAAGACAAUUACUAAUGUUUCUUGGUUGUUGGGGUCAUAUGAUCAGUUGGGUAGCGAGGUCACACUUUAAGAACUAGGACCAGUGGAAGGGAAGCUACCCAGAAAAAGAUCACAGCUCUAUUUAAAUUAUUUUCUAACAUACAAAUUCAGUGUUGGAAUGGGCUUGCUUAGAAGAUACCGCGCUGCCAAAAAUGCCAAAAGCAUAGGUUGGGUGGCCAUCAGGCAGGACGACUGGAGGAACUCAACCAUUGAAUGGGUACCUUAAGUUGUCCCUUCAAGCCUCGCGUUAAAAUUUCAGUCACACUGACCUUGGUCUGAGGUCAGACGUUUGACAAUACCAGCUUCCGGAAAAAUCGCACAUUCAAAUUAGAGGGUUUUGAAAAUGUACACAUUGCCUUCAAAAUAGCAGUUGUAAGCUCUCUGUAAUAGAGCGUUUUCUUUUUCCACAUAAGCUUCUCUGGGCUUAAUUUAUAGCCAAUUACCGGGGAAUUAUCUGAUUUUCCAGCUUGAGUCCUGUGGAGCAGUACACCCCAAUAGAGGCCAAGAAAUAGCCAACACUAACAGAAAUGGAGAAGUGCACAAUUGGCGUGGAUAUCCUAACGAUGGCUUAGAGUCAUCAAAUAAUUCCAAUGAAGAUUAUUAUGACAAAAUGUCGGUACGCAGUAUAUUUUUAAAAUAUUGCCACCUAAAGCCAUUGAAACGUUUUAGCAAGCGGGAUAGACUUAAGUUUGAAGUUGGACACUUAGGACUGAAUUAGAGGUAAGUUUGCUUUUUAAACAUAGUUUUUUUCAACCUGGAGUGUGCAUUAGAACCAUUUUUUUUCCCCCAAAUUCCUUGGUCUACUGGCUAAUAUGAUAGCACCUAGGUAUGUGUGUGAUUUUUUUUUUAAUGCUUGUUUGUUUUUGUGCCAUAGGUGACUGUUUUGAUGAUUGUAUAUUAUAAAACUCAUGCUUGUAAAGAAAUUCACAAUAACAAGGAUGUAAAUAAUAGGUUAAAAAUUUUUUUUUUUUUUUUUUAAAUAAUAGGUCGCCAUUUCCAAACUCCCAAUCCUUUCCUCAGUGGUAACCACUGUUAACGACUGGUAUGUGUCCUUCCAAACAUUUUCAAUGCAUACUUCUAAAAAGCAGAGAGAUGAGAUUGUAAUAUUGCACCGGUUUCAGAAACACCUUUUCACCCAAAUCCUCGGGCCCUUUUUCCCAUCAGUGUAGGUGUACCUCUCUAAGUUUGUGUGGAUGCAGAGUAUACCAUACAGGUUAAGAGCAUGGAUUCUGCAUGACAGCUGGGGUUGAAUCCCAGCUCCAUCUCAAACUAAGGAAGCGGUGACAAGGCAGCUACUGUUACGGUUUCCCCAUCUGUAAAAUGGGGAUAGCAAGAGUACCUAACUCAGAAUGGUUAUGAGGAUUCAAAUGUUAAUAUAUCUUAAGUCUUUAGAGAAUAGUGCCUGAUUGUACAAAGCACUAUAUGUUACCAUUUUUGUUUUUGAAAGGCCACAUUGUAGCAUAUUCCCAUAAUUGGGUCCCCUAAAUUUUUUCACUAUUUCCCGUUUCAUAAAAAAUGGUGCAGUAAACAAAAUAUUUGUCUCUCUGUAGGACAAAUUCAACAGUUGAUCCUGACGCACACUCCUGUUUGUAGCCACUUUGAAAGAAUUUGUAAAACUCACCUCCCAGCCAUUUCCUAGCCUUAACCAAACCUGUCAUGUUAACAAUCACUGCCUGAUUGAUGGAAGGGAGAGUCAACCAGCUGUGGAGCCGAUCCCGACUCACAGUAACCCCGUGUGUAUCAGGAGUAGAACUAUGUGCCGUAGGGUUUUCAAUGCUCAAUUUUUGGAAUUGAAUUGCCAGCCUUUUCUUUCAAGGUGCCUCUGGGUGGACUCGAACCACCAAUCUUUUGGUUAGCAGCCCAGUGCUUAACUGUUCGCACCACCGAGGGAUCCUGACUUGUAUAUUUACUCGCUGUGCGUGUGAGAACAAGAGAAAAUACUUUAGACCAAUGGAGUCAUGGGGCAGAAUUGGAAAACAACUCAUAUUUCAGACUUACACUAUAAAAAAAAUAAAUAAUGCUAUCACUAAAAAAAACAAA